UCCGCUUGCGGCAGUGCUGUGCUUUGGUAUCUCGUAGCGUUGCUGCAGUGAGUGGGAGUGUGUCUUCGAAUCUUGAACGACCCAGCAAGGAGGAAAUAAUGGAGGAGGUUGACAAUAUCAUUGUCAAUUCGUUGCGAGAAUGUGGAUGUGAUUUUGUGGAUGAUGUUAGCAGCAUUGCAGAAUUCUCCACUGAAAAUGUUGUGGAAGCAACUGUUCGUUGUUUAAAAAUGAUCAAUCCAGAUUUGAAACUAUCUCAUAGUCUACCUCCAGGAAUGUCUGCAAGAUUUCGUAUCGGAUCGACGCUAGCACAGGCAUGUCAAUCGGCUGGUUACCGUAGCGAUAUUGGAUACCAAACCUUCUUGUAUUCGAAUGAAGCAGAUAUACGCAGAUUAUUUAUGUUUCUUGUUGAAAAACUACCAAGAAAAAAAGAUGAAUCAGUGGAGCAAACAACAGAUAAAGAUUCAACUCUGCAUCGUAAUGUUUCUAGAGUUCUAAAAACACAACUAACAAGCAUUUGGUUGCCUCCAUAUUGUAAAAGACAAGGUCUAAGAUGGUCUGGAAAUUCGUACUCUAUUGAAGGUGCUAAAGGAACGACGUCUUUUAUCACUGAUCAACUUACUGUGCCACAAGGUGUAGGCAAUAAAGAUAAACCAAUUAGCAAAGAGUUACACGACUAUUAUCGAGAUAAACUACCUUCCGUUAUGGAUCAAUUAUCAAAUCAUAGCAAUCUUAUACCAUCACUGAUAGAAAGAAAUAUUUCCGAGUUGUCUAGGCAACAAGAUUGGGAAGAUGAUCUAAACGCAGGAACAAUGAGAUCUAAAUUAUCUCCAGAGCAAUAUAGACUAAAAGAACUCGAGAGGUUGGAAAGAUCUAUACAAAAUGGUGAUUUUCAACUUAAUCAUAAAAAGAGAAAGGCUGAUAAAAAUGAUGAAACAACCAUUGCUGGUAUUUCAUUGAACUCCUCUUUUUCUGAGGUAAUUAACUUAAUUUCGAGUCAAUCAACAAAUCUUGGAUCCCCAGAAAUGACUGUUGAUAUUAGUAUGGAUGAAACAACGAAAUCAUUUAAGAUUAUCGAUAAAAAAUCUGACGGUUUAUUGAAAAAUAACAAAAAAAUUACAUCGGAUAAAUUGUCAGCAGAAGAUGACAGUGAAGAUAUGAUCGUAGAAAACCAUGUCGGAGAAGACACACUUAUUGAGGAAACUCCUCAAGAAACUGAGUCGGAAAUGAUCGAAAGGGUUGGAAAAGAAUUGAAAACGGAAUUGAAAGACGUUGUAGAAAAAAUGGAACGAAUGGAAAUGGAAGUUCAUAAGUUUCAAGAGAGUAUAAUAAAGGCAAAAGAAGAUUUGAUUUAUUGCGAAGAAUCAAAUAAAAGUGUUCAAGAAAAAGUAAAGUUACAAAAGAAAACUUUGCAAUUAUUACCUGACGCUGAAGAAAAUAUAGCAAAGCUAGAGGCAAUGGUCGAGGCCAACAAGCAGAAGAUGAUCAACCUUGGACAACAGUGGGAUAAACAUAGGAUACCUCUGCUUGAUAAAUAUGAGGAAUUAAAAGAAAAGUCUUCACAAAGAGAGACUCAAUCAGAAAGAAAGAUGAAAGAAGUGAAACUGGUGCGACAACGUAUCAAGGAAAACACGGAGGAAAUGAAACGGAAAGAGCAACUAGAGAAAGAACUGACUACGCAAUAUGGGGAUAUGACACGAGAUGUUUCCCGAAAGUCCUAUACGAAACGAAUUUUCGAAAUUGUAGCGAAUAUUCGAAAACAAAAACAAGAGAUUGAAAAAGUUCUCGCUGACAUGAGGUCUUUACAAAAAGAAAUCAACCAGCUUGAAGGAAGAGUUGAACGUACAUUUACUGCUGCUGAUGAAGCUAUCUUCAAGGACGCCAAAAAAGAUGAUUCUGUAAGGCAGGCCUAUAAAUAUCUGGCAUCCCUAAACAUCAACUGUUCUCAACUUUUGCAAACUGUGGAUAAAACUGGAGAAGUUAUGAGGGAAAUAAGAGAUUUGGAGGAACAGAUCGCCAAUGAGAGCAAAAAGAACACUGCAAGCAAUUUGGAUAAAAUAACUGACGAUUUCAAAGAAAUGAAGAAAGAAAAUAGCGAGAUGAUAAAAAAAUUAAAAUCAAUGACGUCGUCGUCACCAAAACCUCGGAAAAAGAAAUCUUAAAAUUGAUUUUCUUGAUUACUAUAUAUAAUUUUAUCCUUAUUUUCUCCUAAUUUUAUAAAAUCAAAAACAGUGUUAUUGUAUACUGUUUAUGAUUUUGCGAAUCCAGUAAAUCCUCUUUAGCUUGUAAUCACCUCAGUUAUUGUCAACACCUAUAUCAUCCGUUUAUUAUUUUUCAGAUCAAAGCUUACAUACUUGCUUUGAUUAAACUUCUGUAAAAAAAUUAUAUUUCAUAAUCGAACUACGCUUACAACUCCAAAAUUUUGCAUCUAUUUUGAAUAUUUUAUUGUUACUGAUCUUGCUAUUACACUUUCACCAUUUUGCUGUAAAAUUAUUAUAAUUCUCAAUAAGAAAAUUUAUUGUUAUGAUUAUUAAUGACAAUAGGCGGUGUUAUGACUAGAUUACUAACAAAUUUGAGUAGGUAGUAUAAGUUGUCACCAUGGUUACAAAAGUUUGUACUCUGGUAUAUGUAUACUAUUAAACCAGUUUCAUAUUCAAUCCGAACAUUGCAAUUAUUGGUUUGUACUAGUGUUCUUCUAACUUUGUCCUUCACGACUUAACUUUUUUACAACCCUCAGGAUAUUAGGUAAUCUGAUAAUAUGGGAAGUAUUGAGAAAAGAAAUUGACAAUCUCUUUAUUGAGACCAAUUUGCUUGCAUAUUCUCACACUAAAAAUCGAAUCUAACUCUAUUCCAGUGAUGGUGGAUCUCUCAGUUCUGUUUCCAAAUUUGAUCAAUAUUUUGUUUUGACAUGAGUUGGUGUCGAAAAAGAUUUCACCGCGACUACAAUUAAACCCCUUUUGUGACCUACCGUCGGGCCGGGACCCCCAGUUUAAAGAGCCCUGGUUUAUACAAUGCUUUUGGGAAGACCUAUUUUUUUUCUCCGAAUAUUUUCUCAAUUUAAACAUCUAUAUUUCACUUUGCAUUUUACUCAUCAAUAAGUGAAUACUAUUUAUUUAUAUUUAUUACCCAAAAUCCAGUCUGUCGCAGUAAAUGAACAAGAAUAAAAUAAAUAAUCAUCAAGAUGUGUUAAUUUGAAAACGAAUUAUAAAAUUUUAUUUAUUCAUAUCUAUGCCCAUGGGAUCCAAUUUUGCUGCUUUUUUCUAUACAAGAAGAGGCUUGAAAUUGGCUUUCAUGUAUUUCUCGUUCUUGUUCCCCUCUACAUUUUAUCACUGCUUAUAUCAAGUACUAUAAAUUCCAUGCAUCUUCGAAUAACAGUAACAGUGAAUAUCUGUUUAUAUUUGAUCUGAGUAAAAACAAUGAUCUUUGAAAUGAAAUAUAUAUUUACCUUACGGAAGAAUUGUCCAGUGUAGCAUUGCUAAAACCUGUUCAAUAUUCUUUCACUAUUUGAUUUUUUUUUUCCAAAAGCAAGCAACAACUACUGUAAUUUUACAGUAAAUGCAAAUUUGUUUGUUUAAAGCAAAUUUGCCUGGGUUUUUGUGUAGUCCUUUAGAAGAUAGAUGCAUGAAUUCGAAUGGAAACUAUGAUUGCAGCGGUUUCUGUUCUGGACAAGAGCGGAGGAUCAAACGCAGUUAUACAUUAUCCGUCAACGGGUCAGUGCCAGUGUUGUGAUAACAGUCAUUUGCCCUGUAUUUACAAGAGAUUUCUAAUGUGCAAUAGCUUGUUCAGAACAUCGAUUUUUAUUAUGUCUGACAUUUGAUUAUUAUAUGGUAUAUAAAAAGGGCAAUUCUACAAGA
Messenger RNA from Styela clava, 3851 nucleotides. The record is from RefSeq and is a predicted model, not a curated record. Lineage: Eukaryota; Metazoa; Chordata; Ascidiacea; Stolidobranchia; Styelidae.